Molecule: messenger RNA, 651 nt
Organism: Parastagonospora nodorum SN15
Lineage: Eukaryota; Fungi; Ascomycota; Dothideomycetes; Pleosporales; Phaeosphaeriaceae
Exons: 1
Coding region: 1-651 (216 amino acids)
Source: RefSeq, a predicted model, not a curated record
AUGGUCGUUUCCGAUUUCCUCAACCUCACUGACGCAGAGUACGCCUCCCGCAUUCGGGGCUAUUCAGACAGCCAGUUACAUGAACAACUGAAAGUAAAGGGCACACAAGUCAAAGUCGGUCGCGCAGUCAAGAUCUCCGGUGCCCUAUUCAGUUUAACGGGAAAACUAGUGGGAAAUGUCAUCGACGAUGACAUUGUUGUUCCUAUGGUUCUUGGCUCAAUUUCCAGAGCCGGUGGACGUCGGGUCGUUUUGUCAACACAGAAGAUACGACUCAUCCAAGAAGAGCUCCAAAGACGUCAACUGGAGCACGAGAAGAUUCAAGAUGUUGUGGAGGCGCCUCCAGCGUACGAGAAAGCGAUUGUCCGCGAGACUAGGAAUGCCGACUCUAACAAACUGAUAGUCUGUGAGACUCGGAACGACGACUCGAACAAAGCGAUAGUCCGCGAGACUAGGAACGACGAUUCGAACGUCGCUAUGAGGGAAGCGACCCACCCAACUUUCGGCCAUAAUCAACCCCCACGAAAGAAAAUCGAUCAUGUUCAUACAAGAGGAGGAUCACCGAAGUCUCGCAGUUUCCUGGCAUUUCGAGGCAACUUGUGGCUGUUAUUUUGGAUGAUGAUUGCUUUGAUAGCUAUUUUUCGGCCGUUUUGA